Cordyceps militaris CM01 is the source of this 1866-nucleotide messenger RNA. RefSeq names its product adenosine deaminase. The transcript has 3 exons. NCBI's taxonomy places the organism in Eukaryota, Fungi, Ascomycota, Sordariomycetes, Hypocreales, Cordycipitaceae. Bases 1 to 1866 code for a protein of 621 amino acids. The record is from RefSeq and is a predicted model, not a curated record. Gene Ontology annotation, molecular function: adenosine deaminase activity. Gene Ontology annotation, biological process: inosine biosynthetic process; adenosine catabolic process.
AUGGCCUCCGAAACCACCACUCUGCAGCAGCAGCUGCGCCAGGACUCGGUCCACGACGCCGAAGCCGCGCUGGCCAUUCUCGAGGCGACGCAUGCCACCAGCCCUUCUCGCGCGCCUCUCAAGAGGCAGCGGUCCUCUCGAUCGUCGUCUGUGGCCGCCGCCAUGGGCCCGAACCAGAGCAGCAUGGUGCCCGAUGUCGACGUGUACCGGACGGCUCGCACCCAGCUGUGCGAAGCCGAAGCCUCCAUUGCCUUUGAUCACCGCUGCCGCGCGCGCGCCACGCCACUCGAGCAGGCCGUCGACAGCAUCCUCCAAAAGCUGCGCCGGCUGGACCAGGAGGACGUCUACGACGCCGCCGCCCCGAGACUCGGCCACGGCGGCCAGCGGCACCCGCGCUUCGCGGGCGACCACUUCCUCGGCAACGUCGACCUCAUCGACCGCACGCGGCUCUUUGCCGUCGCGCGCCGCAUGCCCAAGGGCGCCCACCUGCACAUUCACUUCAACGCGUGCCUGCCGCCCGACGUGCUGCUAGGCAUCGCCAACGAUAUGGAUCGCAUGUUUAUCACAAGCAACUUGCCACUGGUGGACGACAACGGGCAUGAAAACUACACCAAGUGCGAGAUUCAGUUCUCGCUGCUGAGCACGGACAAGGAGGGCGAUGCCCCAGGCAAUCUGUUCAGUGCGCAGUAUCAGCCGCGGCAGACGAUGAAGUUUACCGAGUUUUUGCAGCAGUUUUCGGAGCACUACCCAGGCGUGGAUGCGGAACAGUGGCUGCUGGACAAACUCGUCUUUUCGGAGAACGAGGCUCACGGCGUACUUCAGACGGCAGCUGGUGCCUGGGAAAAGUUCAACGGACGCACAAGGAUGAUGAAGGGUCUCUUCAACUAUGAGACGGCAUAUCGCAAGUAUACGCGGCUCUGUCUCGAGGACUUUGUGCGUGAUAAUAUACAAUAUGCCGAGAUUCGGCCCAACUUUAUGCGGAGCAACCAACUAUACCACGACGACGGAACUGGACCCAUUGACAACAAGGGCAUUAUGAACAUUAUCAUGGACGAAGUCACCAAGUUCCAGCAGGAAAUGGCGGCGGAUCGCCAAUACUUUCGUGGCAUCAAGGUCAUCUACUGCACACCUCGCUCGCUCGACCCCGCGAACGUAAAGGCCGCGUUAGACGAGUGUCUCGAGUUCAAGCAGAAGUGGCCGAACUGGAUCGCAGGCUUUGAUCUCGUGGGCGAAGAGUCGCAGGGCCGGCCGCUGUGCGACUUUGUGCCCGAGUUCCUCGCGUUCCAGGCGCAGUGCCGGCAGCAGGCCGUCGAGAUUCCGUUCCUCUUCCACUGCGGCGAGACGCUCGACGCGGGCUCGUCGACCGAUGGUAACCUGCUCGACGCGCUGCUCCUCCACUCGCGGCGCAUAGGGCACGGCUUCGCGCUCCCCAAGCACCCACUUGUGCUGCAGCGCAUGCGCACGCAGGGCGUGUGCGUCGAGCUGUGCCCCAUUUCCAACGAGAUUCUCGGCCUGACGCCGCGUGUCAACGGGCACGCCAUGUACGCGCUGCUGGCCAACAAUGUGCACUGCGCCGUGAGCUCAGACAACGGCGCCCUAUUCCGGUACGGCACCCCUCCUUGUCGAGCUUUGACCCGUGCUUAUCACGCUGACGAGAACAACUACAGAUCCUCACUAUCGCACGACUUUUAUCAGGUCCUCAUCGGCAAGGCCGACAUGAGCCUCUACGGCUGGAAGCAGCUCGUGCUCUGGAGCAUGGAGCACGCCUGCCUCGACGACGGCGAGCGCGGCGCGAUCCUGCAGCAGUGGGAGCGCAUGUGGGAUGAUUUUUUGCAGUGGGUUGUAGCCACAUAUGGCUCCGAGUAG